Aphanomyces invadans is the source of this 2647-nucleotide messenger RNA. RefSeq lists its product as hypothetical. The transcript has 3 exons. The record is from RefSeq and is a predicted model, not a curated record. NCBI's taxonomy places the organism in Eukaryota, Oomycota, Saprolegniomycetes, Saprolegniales, Verrucalvaceae. Gene Ontology annotation, molecular function: oligosaccharyl transferase activity. Gene Ontology annotation, cellular component: membrane. The coding region runs from base 31 to 2352 and encodes 773 amino acids.
GACGUACCCCACAAUCUCACGUUUCUGGCGAUGGCCGCGCUUCCGUCGGCGCCACCACCGCGUGGCCCUCCAGUUGUGUACCGAAAGGAUAGGACGGCAUUGUCUCUGUAUUCAAGCAUUCUACUUGGAGCGAUAUGCAUCUUGUCAGUGGCGAUACGUCUCUUCUCCGUGGCUCAAUGGGGCAGCGUCAUCCACGAGUUCGACCCGCAGUUUAACUUUCGCACGACCAAGUUUCUCGCCACGAACUCGUUCUCGGACUUCCUCAAUUGGUUUGACGAUCGCGCGUGGUACCCACUCGGUCGAGUCGUCGGCGGAACGUUGUACCCCGGUCUCAUGCUGAUCUCGGCGACAGUGUAUCGCGUCCUCCAUGCCGUGGGCCUUCCCGUGUCCAUCCUGGACAUUUGCGUAUUUUUCGCUCCGUGUUUCUCGGCGGCAACAUCGCUGGCCGCGUAUGCUCUCACGUUUCACGUGACUCAGCGCCAGCGCACCGCAUUGAUUGCAGCGUUCUUCAUGAGCAUCGUGCCAGCGUACAUUUCUCGGUCGGUCGGCGGGUCGUACGACAACGAAGGUGUCGCAAUCUUCUUGCUCGUGCUCGUGUUCUUCCUCUGGGUGCGUGCAGUCGAUUCGGGCCACAUGGUGGACGCCGCCGCGACCGCACUCGCAUAUUUUGCCAUGGUGCUGUCGUGGGGCGGGUACGUCUUCCUCAUCAACGUGAUCCCGAUCCACACGUUGUUCCUCGUGCUCUCGGGCCAGUACUCGCCGCGACUGUACGUUGCGUACGGCACGUUUUACAUCCUCGCGACGCUGUUUGCAAUGCAAGUGCCGUUCGUCGGGUUCAACGUGAUCCAGAAAGCUGAAACGAUCGGGUCCCAUGGCGUGUUUGGCAUCCUCCAGAUCGUAGCCUUUGCCAAGUGGCUUGAGAGUCUUGUCGGCGUCCACAUCCACCGCCUCCGUGCGGCCAUCGUCCGUGUGGGCCUCGCGACCGCCGGUGUUGUCGUCGUUGCGGCGAUUCUCCUUCAAGUCACAGGCGUCCUGCAGUGGUCUGGCCGAAGCCUCACCCUCCUGGAUCCAACGUACGCCUCCAAGUACAUCCCUAUCAUCGCGUCCGUGAGCGAGCACCAGCCGUCGUCGUGGGCCGGGUUCUACAUGUCGUUUGGCCCGUCGCUCGUUUUCGUCCCGCUCGGGCUCUUCUUUUUGUUCGAAGAAACCCCGCUGUCGUCGUCCAAACUCUUCAUCGUGAUCUACUCGACAUUUGCGUGGUAUUUUGCUGGCGUGAUGAACCGACUGGUGCUGACGCUGGCACCGGCGGCGUGCAUCGUCGCCGCCAUCGGGCUAUCAAGUACACUGGACACACUCUUCUUUUACAUGCGGCGCGACAACCACGCGUCCUUGAGCGAAGCCCAAGGGUUCCCUGGUGAGGAGGACGAAGUCAAGGUCGUCCAGUGCGAACUCGACCGAAAGCGUGCUGCUCUGAUGGCGGCGGCCGGUGGACGAGGCAAUCUCCCGGCACACGCGCUAGAAGACACGGACGUGUUUGGCGACUCGGUGGCACUGCUCGUGAACGUCAUGUCGUUCCAGUCGAUGGCUGCGACCCGGAACCGCAAAACCCCCGGCGCCAUCCAAGCCGUCGUGGUCGGGCUGGUCGUCGUGCUCGUGUGGCAGCUUCGACACGCUGCGUCCGUUACAACCAAAGCGUACUCGAGCACGUCUCUCGUCCACGAGAGCCGUCAUCGCACGACCGGCGACGACCUCAUCCACGACGACUUUCGCGAAGCAUUUGGGUGGCUGCGGCACAACACGCCGCCGCAUGCGGUCGUCCUGUCGUGGUGGGACUAUGGGUACCAGCUCUCAACGUAUGCGAAUCGAACUGUCCUGGUCGACAACAACACGUGGAAUAACACGCACAUCGCGACCGUCGGCCGUGUGUUUGGGUCCACCGAGGCGCAGGCGGUCCCGAUCCUCGACAGCCUGAACGUGGAUUACGUGUUUUUGUUGUUUGGCGGCGCCAGCGGCUACGGAGGCGAUGACUUGGACAAGUUUUCCUGGUUCCUCCGCAUCGCUCAAGGCGUGUACCCCGACGUCGUCGAUGUCAACAAAUUUCUCGUCAACGGGUACGUCGACUCGGGCGAGGCGGCGACGCCCGCGAUGAAGGAGUGCCUGCUCUACAAACUGAGCUACUACCGAUUCGACGAGUUGGUGACGGACCCGGCGACCAAAAUCAAGGGCUACGACUUGAACCGACGUCGAAAGCAACGGGCAGCGCCGAUCGCGCUCUCGCAUUUUGACGAAGUCUUUACGUCCGAGGCAUGGAUCGUUCGCAUUUUUAACGUGCGCCGCGACGUAUUGCGCUAAGGAAAGUGUGUUCGCGCAGCCGAAUGAAAAUGCCACGAGGAUGCGAUCGAAGCGUGAUCGAGAUUUCGUUUCAUUACACGAUCCAAGUUCCCUUUGCCUGGCACGCCUCCACCGACGGGCGCUUGUAGUCAGCAUAUGCCAUCGCCGCAGGCUCCGACUCGUCUUGGACUUGCCAUUGGCGAGAGGUAGCUUCGAGGGACGCUAGAACUUGCUCGUACUGCCCAGCGAUGGCGCUGUGUCCUUGGCCCGCGGCCUCCCUGUCGCCAUUCGUCAUGACAAUCCCGACUCCUUCUCG